Plasmodium coatneyi is the source of this 2193-nucleotide messenger RNA. RefSeq lists its product as uncharacterized. NCBI's taxonomy places the organism in Eukaryota, Apicomplexa, Aconoidasida, Haemosporida, Plasmodiidae. Gene Ontology annotation, molecular function: protein binding. Bases 1 to 2193 code for a protein of 730 amino acids. The transcript has a single exon. The record is from RefSeq and is a predicted model, not a curated record.
AUGAAAUUGCUGUUGUGUCCGCACAGGAGCGGGGGAAGCGCAGAGGGGGACCUCCGAGUGAAGAUGCGAGCUCGGGGGAUAGGACGGGGAGGUGACCACACGAAGGGGUGCAACACCGGUUGGAGCAGGAGAGAUGCAAAGGAGGAUCCACACCAAAUGGGGGGAAGUGACUCUACUACCCGGUCGAAUCAUCUCCCCAUCGAGAGAACAGCAGUGGAGGAGAUACAAAGUUCCCCCCAUCAUCACCCAGUCGAAGGAGUUAAAAACUGUUUCGCCCAUUUCGAUUUCGCAGACACAUUUAUGCGUCACAGCAACGGAGUGGAGCGUCAGAUGGAGGAAUCGCGCAACCCCCCAUUUAGGGGCACUUGUGUGUAUGCCAUCCCUCUGAUAUGUUACCACCAAAGGGAGACGAAUAAAUGGAGUUGUUCCACAGAAGGGGAUCCACUAAUAAGUAGCGCUGAUCUGCCAACUGGGGGGGAAAAAGGACCGUCCAUCCUGAGGGGCAACAGUUGCCAAAUGGGUAACCCCCCUGCUAGUGUGAUGGACAGGGUUAGAAGCAAAGUAGAAUGUAGGAAAAAAGGGAGAAAAAAAUUGGCGUUCAUAGACCAAGUCAUUUUGCGUCAUUCGAAGUGCUCCUGGUGUCCGUUUUUGAAGAAGGUGAAUAGAACCUAUAGAUGCACUAGGAAAAGUGGUGCCAUGUGCAGCGGUGUUGGCGGUUGUCACUUUGAUGCGUGCAUCAUUGGGAGGGAUAACCAGCAAAAGGACAAAGCGUCCCCUCGUAGGGAAGAGGGUCUUGCGAAGAGGGGUAUUUUACGUGGAGAACACAGCAAAAGGAGGGGGAUUCAGAAGAAAGUAGGUCUGCGUGUUCAGUGGGAGGAUGGGAAAGAAGCCUACCUUUUUCAGGAUGGUUCGUCUGGCGUAGAUAAGGGAGAGGACUGUCAUGGCAACUCAGAUGAUUCAUCGGAUUCAGCACAGUUUCGCUUGGACGGUGGGGAGGAGAAGGGAAAAGAAGCAUUCACCCCUGGAGAAGCUUCCCUCCAAAGAAACAGCACUCGAAGUGGAGAAGAAACCAUGGAGGAUGCCUGUGGAACACGCUUUGGAAGAGGAGGACCUCCGCAGCGAAGCAAUAUCGGAGAGUGCACGUGCAGCGAAGUGGACGCAUACAUGGAUGUGUUCAGAGAAACUUUGGAGAAUUCCACCUUUAUAGACGACAUAACAGAUUUGCAGCCAAUCCAUUUGGCAACCAAAGAAGGAAACAUGGAAUUAGUGAAAAGAAUGAUAAAAUCAGGAACUUACAUAAAUAGUAAAACGAAGAUAAGGAAGUUCACUCCAUUGCAUCUAUCGGCAUCGAAGGGGGAUCUAGAUUCUGUUAAAUUUUUAAUAGAAAAUGAUGCAGAUGUGAACGCUCUUUCAUGUGAUAACGAAACACCUUUGUGGUGUGCCUCCAUGUCAAACCAUCUGGAUGUUUGUAAAUAUUUUCUAACCCAUGGUGCGUUGCCUAAUUUGACCACAGGGAGAAGGAAGUACGACUCUCCCUUACACGCAGCGUCUAUGAUGGGAAAUUUUGAGGUGGUAAAAUUGUUGAUUGAAUAUGGGGCCGAUGUAAGUUGUCUAGACGCCAACCAAUUAGAACCAGUACACUAUGCGUCGUUUGAAGGACACAAGGGAAUUGUAAAACACCUCCUUUGGCAACAAAUCAGAAAUUCUGUUCAUACAAAAAUGAAAGAGGUUGUUAAGGCUAUGCACAAAUAUGGGGUCUACUCCCAAAAGUUAGAACAAUUCUACUUGCUAAAAUUUAAGGCGUUUUAUAAAAAAAGGAUCACCAGUAAAAUAUUAUGUUGUGCUAUUACUUCAGGGAAGGAUAAAAUUGUUGACAUAAUUUUGAGGAGAGGUGCUGACCCGAAUUACUUCGACGUCCGAUUGCAGUUGUUCCCCAUCCAUGCUGCUUCCAUCACAGGGAAUUUAAGAAUAUUUAAAAGUUUAGUCCGAAGAGGUGCGAACAUUUAUGCGAAAACGGGGUGUAACAAUUCAGCAAUGGACUUAACUGAAGACGUGGAGAUUAAACGAUACAUUUUGCAGCAUUCCAGAAAAAUUAACUUGAGAAAUGCUUGGCUGGUCAGACGACGGAAGAGCGCAGACGUGUUGUCCCGCCUUUCCCCAGACGCCUUUUACUACGUGUGCACAUUUCUCUGA